CAGCCGAAUUGUGUUUUAACUCGCUGCUACGGAGUGUUGAGUGAGCCUUUGCUGCCGCCGGCUGUGUCGCUCGCCGCCGUUCAAUCCCUUCUAGUUCUAGGAUAAAGCCAUCUUUGCUGCUUCGAAAAACUAGCCCGUGUUGUUUUGAAGUGAGUAUAUAAGCAUUAUGAGAACAACAUUAGUGAGACAGAAGGGUAUUAGCAUUUAUAGGAAAUAUUACAGCAGUCUCUGUUGUCCUAAGGUAAAUUUGAAUGAGAUACUUCCUUCAACAAAAAUACGCUCAUUUAGCAGCUCAAACAGCAAUUACUCUGAUGAAUUCACUCAGUCCAACUAUCCUCCUCCUCCUGAUCCUAUACCGAAUAGACCCUUAAGAGGUGAUUCCAAAAGGCCCUUAAGAGAUGAUUCCAGAAGGCCCUUAAGAGAUGAUUUCAGAAGGCCCUUAAGAGCUGAUUCCAGCAACAACUUCACCCAUUCUACAACUCUUAGAAGAUCCGGUGAGAACAAUGGAGGUCAAAUGAAGUCUCAGGAUAGUGAAGAUUUUCUGAAAAGAUUUCAGCUUGGAUUUGAUCGUAAAGAGGAAAACCCAAACACGAACACUGCAUUCCACCCCAAAGGUGAAAGUAGCGACUCUCCUGUUUCGGAGGCACCUCCAGCUCCACCAGAAGAUGCUGAUGAGAUAUUCAAGAAAAUGAAAGAAACUGGCCUAAUACCAAAUGCUGUAGCAAUGCUUGAUGGGCUUUGCAAGGACGGCUUGGUACAGGAAGCGAUGAAGCUCUUUGGCCUGAUGCGUGAAAAGGGUACAAUACCUGAAGUUGUUAUCUACACUGCCGUGGUAGAUGGCUUUUUUAAAGCCCAAAAAUUUGAUGAUGCUGUGAGGAUUUUCCGUAAAAUGCAAGGUAAUGGCAUCAUUCCUAAUGCUUUUAGUUACGGUAUCUUAAUCCGCGGGCUCAGUCAGGGUAAGAGAUUAGAUGAUGCCCUUGAGUUUUGCUUGGAAAUGUUGGAAGCUGGACAUUCCCCCAACGUGGUGACGUUUGUGACUUUGGUUGAUGGAUUUUGCAAGGAGAAAAGUCUUGAAGAUGCCCAAAACUUGAUUAAAACGGUGAGGCAAAAAGGCUUCAUCGUUGACGAUAAGGCGGUUCGGGAAUAUUUGGACAAGAAAGGGCCAUUUUUGCCAGUGGUUUGGGAGGCAAUCCUUGGGAAGAAAGCUUCACAGAGGCAAUCUAUUUUCUAAGUUUUUUUUUCAUCUGAAAUAUUCUAAAGUUUUAUCGACAUAUGGACAAGCUGUAUGAGUAUUAUCAUUUUAUUCAAAUUUCAAUAGCUUUUUA
Molecule: messenger RNA, 1325 nt
Organism: Solanum stenotomum
Lineage: Eukaryota; Viridiplantae; Streptophyta; Magnoliopsida; Solanales; Solanaceae
Product: pentatricopeptide repeat-containing protein At4g38150
Exons: 2
Coding region: 167-1231 (354 amino acids)
Molecular function (GO): protein binding
Source: RefSeq, a predicted model, not a curated record